AUGCACAGCGACCUGGAGCGUUCUGGAGAGAAUGAUCGGCGUCGACUGGAGAAUCAGAUUCAGCUGCUUGAGAACCAAACUCAGGACUUGCGGGCUCAGCUGAGUCAGGAACGCGAGUCUCUUCGUCAUUUCGCCAAGACCCGGGAGGCACUUGUUGGUGCUGAGACCAGCAAGAAACACCUAGAAGAGCGCGUCGAGUCAUUGAGUAAGCAGCUCCAAGGCAACGAAGAGAAGCUCGCCGUCUAUGAACGCAGGGCGAGCGGCGCGCACAGUGUACCGCAACGCACUAACUCGGACAUGUCACACGAACAGCAGCUGGAAGCUGAGGUUGCUGAGCUGCGGUCCGCGCUCAAGGUGGCGCAGGUCGAUCUCGCCGCCGCGAGAAGCCAUGUUCAACAGUACCGGGAGAUAAGUGAGGCUAACGAGACUGCGUUGGCCACCCUUAACGCAACCCACGAUGAGUACAAAGGAUCAACAGAGGCUGAGCUUGCCAAGCGCGCCGUAUGUAUUUUCCGCGCACGUCGUCGUGGUUUUGAUGGUCGAAUGCUAACAUCUUCUCAGUCUGAACUUAACGCUCUUCAAGAGAAGCUGCAGGCAGCACAGCAUGAUUUCACACAAACAUCAGCUAAAUGCAGCGAGCUGCAACGCAUCCUUGACACGGAGCGAGUCGCUUGGGCGAACGAUCGGAAGACACUCGAGGACACCAUCGUGGACAUGAGUACGUCGGAGCGUGAAUCUGAGAGCGACCGUUUGUCGCGCGAAGGUGAAAUGCGGCAGCAAGAGGAAAGAGCAAAGGCUGCCGAGGAACGCUAUGCAAGCGAAGUCGUUGCUCAUGCUGAAGCCCUCAAGGCCGUAACAGAUCUCAAGGAGCAGCUUUCUAGAGCGCAUGUCGCUGCUAGAGAAUUCCGUGCUGCCGCCGAGACGGCUCAAGCUAAGUUGGCUACCUCUGAGGCCAGCUGGAUUCAGCAGAGAUCAGCUCUCGAUAAAGAGAUCAUGGAUCUGAACUCGAGAUGCAAAGAUCUGGCCGCCCAAAACACUCUACUCCAUCAGCAUCUGGAGUCUGUCAGUUCUCAAGCUGCUCGCAUCCGUCAAGCCGCCGAUUCAUCCGCUUCUGCUGUAGAAGGAGAGACUUCUAACGACACUGACGCGAAGUUGGCGGAUCUACGCUCCGUUGUCGCAUAUCUGCGUCGGGAGAAAGAGAUCGUCGAGUUGCAGCUAGAGCUAAGCAAGCAAGAGAAUGCGCGCUUGAAGACACAGGUUGACCACCUGUCGCACAAUCUCGACGAGACUCGCAAGGCACUUUCUGAGGAACGAGAGCGUGCUGUGGAAGCUGCCUCCUCAGAAGCACAACAUGCGGAGCUGGUAGAACGAAUCAACCAGCUCACGAUCCUCCGCGAGAGCAAUGCCACUCUGCGGGCUGAUUGCGAAGCUCACGCUAAGCGCGCUCGCGAGUUGGACGUCAAGUUGAAGCAGCUGUCUACAGAACUUGAGCCUACGAAAGAACAUCUCCGAAUUGCGCAGGCCGAAAUCGAGUCGAAGGAUCAGCAGAUCAAGCGGCUUGAGGAGGAGAGCCAAAGGUGGAAAGAGCGCAACUCCCAGCUUCUCAGCAAGGUAUGUAAAUUGCGACAUAUCCAAAGAGACUUACUGACAUUAUAUCGUGUGGCAGUAUGA
Postia placenta MAD-698-R-SB12 is the source of this 1671-nucleotide messenger RNA. RefSeq lists its product as hypothetical. Gene Ontology annotation, biological process: protein import into nucleus; mRNA export from nucleus. The coding region runs from base 1 to 1671 and encodes 556 amino acids. The record is from RefSeq and is a predicted model, not a curated record. The transcript is spliced from 7 exons. NCBI's taxonomy places the organism in Eukaryota, Fungi, Basidiomycota, Agaricomycetes, Polyporales, Adustoporiaceae. Gene Ontology annotation, cellular component: nuclear pore. Gene Ontology annotation, molecular function: structural constituent of nuclear pore.